This is a messenger RNA of Cavenderia fasciculata, 237 nucleotides long. RefSeq lists its product as uncharacterized. Bases 1 to 237 code for a protein of 78 amino acids. NCBI's taxonomy places the organism in Eukaryota, Evosea, Eumycetozoa, Acytosteliales, Cavenderiaceae. The transcript is spliced from 2 exons. The record is from RefSeq and is a predicted model, not a curated record.
AUGGUUUGUCCAGGAAAUCAUGAUAUUUUCUAUGACCUUGCAGCUUAUAGAAGAACCUUUUUAAUGCCAGUUGAAAGUAAUGAUGAUAAUUAUUAUGCAUUUGAUUAUAAUGGUAUUCAUUUCAUUUCCUUCUCAACCGAACUCUUUAUUCCAUUCAGUCCACAACACCUCUGGUUAGAGAGUCACUAUGAGAUAUGCUUUGAAGAAUACCAUUUUUUUUAUUUGAAUAAUCUUUGA